Messenger RNA from Drosophila simulans, 850 nucleotides. RefSeq lists its product as uncharacterized. The transcript is spliced from 3 exons. The coding region runs from base 304 to 756 and encodes 150 amino acids. NCBI's taxonomy places the organism in Eukaryota, Metazoa, Arthropoda, Insecta, Diptera, Drosophilidae. The record is from RefSeq and is a predicted model, not a curated record.
UAUUCCCCGCGAGCUGACAAAUGGGUUUUUAUUUUUUUGCCAAAUUCCUGGAAACAUCAAACAAAUUGGCAUCGAGUCUGAAAAAUCGCUUCUGUUUUGAUUACGUGUCGAAACGCUAAACUUCAAACGCAGCUCGCGGGGAUUGGAGCGACAUCGAUGAGUGGCAAGGAAAAUAAACAAGUGAGCCCACAUAGGAAGCCUCAGGGAAAGGGCUUCGUACUCGUACAUGUACAUGUACAUGAUAUGAGCGAAGCGAAUCCACUCACACCAUCCAUAAUGUAAACAAAUCGCAGGCCAAUAAAUAUGGUGACCGAAGCCCCAAGCUCCGACAUCGAAGACAGUUUGCUCCAGACCAGCGAAGAAUCUGUAUGCCAAAUUGAAAUCACAGCCAUGGAUGGUCUACAAUAUGCGGUCGAGUUUGCCCACGAUGAUAACCUACUGGGUAGCAGGCCAUCGAAUGUGUCGCAGCUCUCGGAAUUUCUGGCCAUGCUCACCCUUAACGCAGCCGAGGAACGCCAGGAUGAUGGCCAAAACUUUCAUGACAAACUAUUACAAUUCAAACGGGAAGCCGAUUUGCUGGCAACCAAAUUUGAUUCGCCCGAUUAUUAUACCCAAAAGGAGGAAUUAAUCUUCAAGGUCGUGUGCGAACUGCGGGGCAUUGACCACGAGAAGUGGCUCCUGGAUGAAAUGGGACUCAUGGAUGAGGCUGCAUUUGGCGAUUUUCUGCGGGAUGCGUUCGUUUGCAAUGGAGAUUGAGUAACAGCUCAUCGUUUGAUUCAUUGUAAUAAACAUUUGCAUUUUGGAAUCAAUUAACUUCAACCAACAAAUAAAUCUUGAAAUGAAAUCAGCA